AUGCUACGUCAAGAACUAUGUCAGUUGAAGCAGCAGUGUCUUUUUUUCCGACAGUGUUUGGAUUUUCUAGAUAAAAGUUUUCUUCAUGGCCUUGAAGACUGGGAAUCUGACCUUGGCACGAGAAACAUUAGGCUCAGAUGGGUGUCAAAGGCCACUCGUAUCAGGAUAGACAUACCUCCUCUGUCACUGCUUCAGAUAAACUGGAUGAAGAUGUAUCAAACCUCAAACCUACUGUAUCAAGGAAGAGGAUUCUUGAUGCGGCGGAGUCCAUUGAAAAUUCGUGUUCUAUGGAAGAGAAGCUACAUCAACGUGCAUUACUUAAACUUUCCCUACUUGAUGGGUUCCUCAAUGGCCAAGAGAAAGAACAUGAAGACAUUCUGCAAGAGAAUCCGAGCAGAAAGGUUGUUAGACUGCAAGAGGAGAAAGAUGUCACAGGAGGAAAUGAAAAACAUUCAUCAUUCAGAAAACUCAGAGGAGCCCAAACGCAAUGUUGACUUAGGUGAUGAUCGAGCUGAUGCUUUUGUGCGUGCUUCACCACGUCGAGUAGAUGUGAUGAGAAUUGGUUGGCAUUUGAUGGGUGGAGAGGAUGAUAAAUUUGGAAGGAACCAGUGCCUUCCGCAAGACUUCGAUGAAAUGGCUACUUGUGAUUAUAUGAGAUUACUGGACUUAGCUGAUGACGAAAGCUCUUACCUUCGGGCCAUUGCCAUGCCUCUCUCUCCUCUGCCACCUGAGCUUAAUAUUCAUGGAGCCAUCAAGUUGAAGGCCAUAGUGAACAUGAAGCAUCAAGCAAGAAGGCGUUUGAAGAGAGUUGCUUAUGCAGGCGAAAACCCGACGGCGGCGAAAGCCCUUUCGUCUUCUCCGUCUGAAUCCGACAUGGAGAAAGAGCCACUCCUCUCUUACUACAGAAAACCCCAAAUAACGCCGUCGGUCCCACCUCCGUCACUCUGCCCUCUCCCGGAAGAUGAAGAAAUUACCAUUCCGCCCCUUCCCCUCACCCCCUCCUCAAGGGAAUUCAAGGACAUGCUCAUAUUUGGCUCCCCUUCAUCUUCAUCCUCGUCCCACCUCAAAGAUUCUUCUACCAAUCUCCUCGAAGCCCUAACCCUAACCCGUAUCUCUCCCAGAUGUUCAGCUGCCAAUAUAAACGAUGGGCCGAUUAAUAUCGACCCGGAAAGCCAAACCUCUUGGCUGGUCGAUCCCAAUUAUACAUUCUCCAAGAGCAAUCUCCACAGAUCCAAAACAGCACCUGCAAUGGCCACAAUCAACGAAAUCGAUCAUUCUUCGAAAACUAAGCCACCCCAGCUCGGCAAAACAUCGAUCGUGAGGCAAGGCAUUGUUCUCUUGAUCAUCUAUUUGAGUCUUGGUGUGGUUAUAUACUCUCUGAAUAGGGAUCAUUUCAGGGCAAGCCAAACGCACCCUGUAGUUGAUGCUCUGUAUUUUUGCAUUGUGACUAUGUGUACAAUUGGGUAUGGCGAUAUAACUCCUGAUAGUACACUGACUAAAUUGUUCUCCAUCACAUUUGUGCUUGUGGGUUUUGGUUUUAUCGAUAUCCUGUUGAGUGGUAUGGUUAGUUACAUGCUUGACUUGCAAGAGACUUAUCUGUUGAGGAGUAUCAAGAGUGCUCGUGACCCGGGUUCUUAUAUAUUUGAUGUGAAGAAAGGUAGGAUGAGGAUUCGGAUGAAAGUUGCUUUAGCUUUGGGUGUUGUUGUUCUCUGUAUCGGCAUUGGGGCUGCAGUUAUGCAUUUUAUCGAGAGAUUGAAUUGGCUCGAUUCUUUCUACCUUUCGGUUAUGUCGGUUACUACAGUUGGAUAUGGUGAUAGGGCUUUCACUUCCUUAACCGGCCGAAUUUUCGCUUCUAUUUGGUUACUCGUGUCUACACUUGCGGUUGCUAGGGCGUUUCUGUACUUGGCCGAGGCAAGAGUCGAUAAGCGUCACCGGAUGAUGGCGAAAUGGGUGCUCGGUCAAGAUAUGACUGUGGCCCAAUUUCUUGCAGCCGACAUAGAUAACAAUGGUUUCGUUUCAAAAUCGGAAUAUGUAGUUUAUAAGCUCAAGGAGAUGGGCAAGGUUUCAGAAAAAGACAUAUUGCAGAUUUGUCAACAGUUUGAACGACUCGAUGCGGGUAACUGUGGAAAAAUCACUCUUGCCGAUCUUAUGGAAAGUCAUCACUAA
Molecule: messenger RNA, 2166 nt
Organism: Striga hermonthica
Lineage: Eukaryota; Viridiplantae; Streptophyta; Magnoliopsida; Lamiales; Orobanchaceae
Source: the annotation of a GenBank genome assembly